Messenger RNA from Camponotus floridanus (Florida carpenter ant), 1355 nucleotides. RefSeq names its product acyl-CoA Delta(11) desaturase. Gene Ontology annotation, molecular function: stearoyl-CoA 9-desaturase activity; iron ion binding. Gene Ontology annotation, cellular component: endoplasmic reticulum membrane. Lineage: Eukaryota; Metazoa; Arthropoda; Insecta; Hymenoptera; Formicidae. Gene Ontology annotation, biological process: unsaturated fatty acid biosynthetic process. The coding region runs from base 286 to 1347 and encodes 353 amino acids. The transcript is spliced from 6 exons. The record is from RefSeq and is a predicted model, not a curated record.
CGCCGCGUGGUACCGGUCUCGCAGUUUCCUGUCGUUCGUUGUCGUGACUUCGUCGCUCCUGGUCUCUGGAUCGUGCGUCCACCUGUACAAUUCACCUGUAUCCGCAGACAGCGAAAUUAAGCGACGACGAAACUACCAGCAGAAAGAAUAAUCAUUGCACGUUGGCGGGAAAGAAUCACGUUUUGCUCAGCGUGUCGUCCCAGCGAAAGAAAUAAUUCGUUACUGCCUCCAGCAUCCAAAGCUAGCUGUGAAAGUUUAUAAGAAGAGAGGUCUUUUGAAGUAAGCAUGGCGCCGAAUAUAACCAGCACACCGACAGGAGUACUCUUUGAGAAUGAAACUUUGACCGAGUCACAACUGAUGGAGGAAGUUAAAGAAAAACCAAAAUAUGUUAGACGCAUUGUGUGGAGAAAUGUGGCGAUUUUUAUGUACUUACAUCUUGGAGCUCUUUACGGAAUUUAUCUAUCUUUCACGUCCGCCAAAUUAGCGUCUGUCAUUUUCGCAAUUGUAUUAUAUCAACUAUCAGGCAUUGGAAUCACGGCCGGAGCUCACAGAUUAUGGGCACAUAGAUCCUACAAAGCCAAGUGGCCUCUUCAAUUGUUGCUCGUGGUUUUUAACACUAUAGCAUUCCAGGAUGCUGCGAUCGACUGGGCCAGAGACCACAGAGUUCACCACAAGUAUAGCGAAACUGAUGCCGAUCCACAUAACGCUAAGAGAGGUUUCUUCUUCUCGCAUAUAGGCUGGUUACUUUGUAAGAAGCAUCCGGAAGUUAAGAAAAAGGGCAAGGGAAUUGACUUGAGUGAUCUUGAAAGCGAUCCUAUAUUAGCAUUUCAAAAAAGAUAUUAUGUUGUGUUGAUGCCAUUGUUAUGCUUUAUUUUACCCACUGUCAUUCCGGUUAUGUGUUGGAACGAGACAUGGACGAACGCUUACUUCAUUCCCACUGUUCUUCGUUAUGUCUUUACGUUGAACAUGACGUGGCUAGUAAACUCCGCGGCACAUAUGUUCGGCAACAAACCUUACGAUAAAUAUAUCAAUCCGUCGGAAAAUAAAAGUGUCGCUUUACUUGCUCUUGGAGAGGGUUGGCAUAAUUACCAUCAUGUGUUCCCCUGGGAUUACAAGACAGCCGAAUUCGGGAACUAUAAGCUGAACUUUACAACGGCUUUCAUCGACUUUUUUGCGAAGAUCGGUUGGGCUUACGAUUUGAAAAGCGUGUCUGAAGAUAUGGUGAAGAAACGAGUAGAGAGAACGGGCGAUGGCAGUCACGAAUUAUGGGGUUGGGGUGACGAGGAUCAGACGCAAGAAGAGAGGGACGAGGCGAUAGUUACGUAUUAUCACACGAAGGAACAGUAAAAUCAUGC